This is a messenger RNA of Psilocybe cubensis, 1449 nucleotides long. RefSeq lists its product as uncharacterized. NCBI's taxonomy places the organism in Eukaryota, Fungi, Basidiomycota, Agaricomycetes, Agaricales, Agrocybaceae. The coding region runs from base 1 to 1449 and encodes 482 amino acids. The record is from RefSeq and is a predicted model, not a curated record. The transcript has 2 exons.
AUGGAUUUCGACGCCGCUUGGUGUCCCGCCUGCGACAGGCAGAUACAGCCCAAGCGCUAUACCAUCUCCGUUCCAGUCACCUCGAACUCCUCCACCACCACCCCGCCCCCGCCCCCGCCCUCAUCACCCCGCAAGACAAAGGGCAGGACUGGCGGUCUUGUCAAUGGCACGGGCAGACUCCGCCAUAAUGGCACCAUCAAGCCCGCGCCCCCCGCGGUUGUCCUCAAGCAGCGGCUCGUCAUCGACCAGGGCCCGAUCCCCCUCUACUGCUCAGACGAGUGCCAGAUCGCCGAUCUCAGCUCCCACCGCCGCGAAGAACACGCCCCGCUCGAUCCCGCCCGCGAGGAGCCAGCGAACGCCCAACCAUUAUCCCCUUCCCCGCCCUCCUCCGCGGACAAGUUUGUCCAGAUGUACAACCUCCCCGCCCUCCCCCCGCCGAUGCCCACCUUUGACGAGGAGGCAACCGCCGUCGUCUCCGAGCCGACGCUCGAGUAUACCAACGGUAUCAUCAUGGCCGGCCGUCUCAUCUCGUCCCUCUGCCCGCCUCCCGCCCCGCCGCACACCGGCAAGUACAAGCCCGCCCGCGAGCCCCGUCAGCCGAUCCCUGGCUGGAACGACGGCUCGAAUGCCUGGCGUGCCGCUGUCUACAGCACGGGCAAGCCGAAAAACACGCUCCAGGAUCCUUUCCUUCAGCAUCGCCGCGGUGACUCUGUGACUUCCCCCUCUCCCCUGCGCUCCGCCUUCUCCGCUGCCGGAUCUGCCCCCAAGCGCACAGCGUUCACCCGCAAGGCCAUGUCCUCGUGCUCCCUCAGCCUCGCCUCUGCGCCGGCAACCUUCCACCACGCCCCCAACCCUGCCGCCCUCAUGUCCAAAUUCUCCGAAAACUUUAUCCGCCGCUCCGAGUCCCGCGUCUCCCUCUUCAACCCGUCUUCCCCGCCUUCCGCCCUUUCCACCGCCACCCCAUCCUCUCCCGUAUCUACCCACUCCAUGCCUCUCCCAACCUCGCGCAGAGAGAAGGAGUUGGUCCACCCUAAUGCCAAGGGUAAGCUUCUGGUACCCGAUGUCAAGCUGCGAAUGAGGGGAGGAUCGGCGUCAAGUGUUUCUAGUGCAUCACUCAGCAGCGCGUGGAGCGGCCCGAGUACCGUGGCGAGCUCCAGCUCGCCGAGCAGGAGCGCCAGGAGUCCCCUGUCGGCACCGAGCGAUAGCGAUGAGGACACGGAGCGAUGCGAUACCAUUCUUCCCCGCCCUCGCCGCCCAGUCGAGACCACCCGCUCGUGGUCAUAUGACAAUGUCAAGACCUACGAUAUGAUGCCGAUCCCGCUGAAGAAGGUGAAGAAGAUGGAGAAGCGGAUAGUGGACGGUGUCGAGGUCGAAGAGGAGGUCGAGGUCGAGGUGUACGAGGAGCCCAAGCGCCUCUUUUUGUUUGCGCCGACGAGGAUAUCGGAGUGA